AUGCAUGAAGCUAUUCUUCUGCACCUAAGUAGCUCGUACUGCUCGUCACUCCAAAGUGGAACUCGACCCAUGUAUGCGAACAACUUGUUCCACUUCCAGUCCCGCAUUUUGCCUUAUAAGUUACAGUAUCCGCGGAGACAAUUAAUAUUGGUCCCUCUUUUUGUGGAGGGCUCUCUUCAGAGUCUUCACUCGGCUGGGUUGGAACGAGAUUCUGGAAUCCAUCCACAUGUCGCCGAGAAUGUGGAAACUGUGGGCAAAGAGGACGAUCAUUAUUUGCAGCAGUUCACUGCCAACCCUGGGCGAUCCCAACCCAAAUUUGUCGCUACCAACAAUGAAUAUCGUGAAACCGCCUGGACCAAAAAGUUAACCUUGUUAUGA
This is a messenger RNA of Aspergillus oryzae RIB40, 378 nucleotides long. RefSeq lists its product as uncharacterized. The record is from RefSeq and is a predicted model, not a curated record. The transcript has 3 exons. NCBI's taxonomy places the organism in Eukaryota, Fungi, Ascomycota, Eurotiomycetes, Eurotiales, Aspergillaceae. The coding region runs from base 1 to 378 and encodes 125 amino acids.